Zingiber officinale is the source of this 486-nucleotide messenger RNA. RefSeq lists its product as uncharacterized. Lineage: Eukaryota; Viridiplantae; Streptophyta; Magnoliopsida; Zingiberales; Zingiberaceae. The transcript has 2 exons. The coding region runs from base 1 to 486 and encodes 161 amino acids. The record is from RefSeq and is a predicted model, not a curated record.
AUGAAUGAGGCACAUAUUGCUUAUGGGUUAACUCGUGCCAGAAUGUUAUUUGCAGAAGACCCAAAAUACACAAAAGGUUUUAAAUUUGACCAUGUUUGGAAUAUUCUCAAAGACAUUGAAAAAUUUGGCACUGAUACCAUGAAUACUGCAUGCAUGAAAUCACGACAACAAAAUGCUAAUGAUGGUUCAUCUGAACAACAAUUAUCCGAGGAAGUAUUUCAUACACCUUCAUCUCCUUACGUGUCUGCUUUUGAUCUUAAUAUCACUGAUUCAGAUAGCGGUGCUACUUCUAAUAAACGACCUCCAGGGGUGAAAAAAGUAAAAAUGAAGAAAAAGAAUGAUGAACAAAUUGCAAAGGUAAUUAAUAUUAAUGCUCAACUUGUUGAGGCAAUGAAUGCAAGUAGUGCUGCUAUUACAAAAACGACAGAUACUAUGUUUUACAAGGAAGAAACUAAAAUUUUAUUUAAAGAUUUGAACUCGAUCUAA